Chelonoidis abingdonii (Abingdon island giant tortoise) is the source of this 2490-nucleotide messenger RNA. It is a transcript of the gene DMAP1, whose product is annotated as DNA methyltransferase 1 associated protein 1. Gene Ontology annotation, cellular component: NuA4 histone acetyltransferase complex; nucleus; Swr1 complex. NCBI's taxonomy places the organism in Eukaryota, Metazoa, Chordata, Testudines, Testudinidae. The record is from RefSeq and is a predicted model, not a curated record. Gene Ontology annotation, biological process: negative regulation of transcription by RNA polymerase II; chromatin remodeling; DNA repair. Gene Ontology annotation, molecular function: transcription corepressor activity.
CGGCUGUGUUUCUUCCUCUAGAGAGCAAGAUGGCAACGGGUGCAGAUGUGCGGGAUAUUCUGGAGCUGGGGGGUGUGGAGUCAGAGAACACGGGAACCAUCAGUAAGAAGGACAUCAUCAAUUCUGAUAAGAAAAAAUCCAAGAAAUCAUCUGAGACGCUGACAUUUAAGAGGCCGGAGGGGAUGCACCGAGAGGUUUAUGCACUUCUCUACUCCGAUAAAAAGGAUGCGCCUCCACUGCUGCCCAGUGACACGACGCAGGGCUACCGCACAGUCAAGGCAAAGCUGGGUUCCAAGAAAGUACGGCCCUGGAAGUGGAUGCCCUUCACCAACCCCGCGAGGAAAGACGGGGCGAUGUUCUACCACUGGAGGAGGGCUGCAGAGGAGGGAAAGGAUUACCCCUUCGCCAGGUUCAACAAAACAGUGCAGGUUCCUGUAUACUCGGAGCAGGAGUAUCAGCUGUACCUGCAUGACGACGCCUGGACCAAGGCGGAGACGGAUCACCUCUUCGACCUCUCCCGCAGGUUCGACCUGCGCUUCGUGGUGAUCCAUGACCGCUACGACCACCAGCAGUUCAAGAAAAGGUCAGUGGAGGACCUGAAGGAACGGUACUACCACAUCUGCGCCAAGCUGGCCAACGUCCGCGCUGCUCCGGGCACCGACCUGAAAAUCCCCGUCUUUGAUGCCGGCCACGAGAGACGUAGGAAGGAGCAGCUGGAGAGGCUGUACAACAGGACUCCAGAGCAGGUGGCAGAAGAGGAAUAUCUGAUCCAAGAGCUGCGGAAAAUUGAAGCCAGGAAGAAAGAGAGAGAGAAGAGAACCCAAGACCUGCAGAAACUCAUCACCGCUGCCGACACCACCACUGAGCAGAGGCGAGCAGAGCGCAAGGCUCCCAAGAAGAAGCUGCCCCAGAAGAAAGAGACAGAGAAGCCUGCUGUUCCGGAGACUGCUGGCAUCAAGUUUCCCGACUUCAAAUCUGCAGGUGUCACACUGCGGAGCCAGAGGAUGAAACUGCCAAGCUCGGUAGGACAGAAGAAGAUUAAAGCCCUGGAGCAGAUGCUGAUGGAACUUGGAGUAGAUCUCAGCCCCAUGCCGACGGAGGAGAUCGUGCAGAUGUUCAACGAGCUGCGGAGUGACCUGGUGCUGCUCUAUGAGCUCAAGCAGGCCUUCGCCAACUGCGAAUACGAGCUGCAGAUGCUGCGGCACCGGCAUGAGGCGCUGGCCAAGGCGGGCAGCCUUGGCCCCGUCGGCAUGGAGGGGGCUCGCGCAGACGGACAGGCCGGGCUCAGCAUGGAGGAGGGCAAGGGAGACGCCAAGGACCAGAUCAUUGAUGUGGUUGGAGCACCACUGACCCCGAACUCGACAGUUCCCGGUAUUGCCCAAGGCGAUUGGAAGAGCUGGGCCACGCACAGCAAGAGGAGGGUGAUUAAUAUCACUUGGUGACACAUUUGAAAGAUGGGGCUUUUGCCAUAUACAGCUGAUCAGAUGCACAUGCUCUUCUCCAUCAAUUCCAUGCCCUGCCAGCGAAGCCGCCAAGCCCCGACUCCUUUCUUUCCAGGCUGGGCUUUGGUUUUAAAUGUGCCUUUGGGCCUCUCCAUUGCCAAGGAUUUGAUCUGAUUUUUGAUAGGGCUUCUAUUCACGCCAUUGGACAAGUUCUCGGACCCUUGAAUUUCUCUGAUAAUGGAGCCUUAUGAGGCAGCCGGGCUGAGGCCUCUGAGGAAACCUCAUGUUGUUUUAAUGCUAAGCGGUGCAGAUUGCCCUCUGCUGAGUGCCCCGCCCAGACGGAGGUUCGCAGGGGGUGUCUGCUGGGGUGAGGGCAGGUGAAGCUCCCCCGUCACGUACGACUGGCAGUACACCUCUCUUCUGCCUCCCUUCCCGGGCUGCUGGCUCACCAGCAGUGCCACUGGAAGGCUGGGGGGGUGUGCAGCUGCCGCUGCUGCAUGUGCCUGUCCGGCCCCUCUGCAGCCGGCCAGGACAUGCGUUGGGGGUAAGCCCCAGAGCACAGGCCCUGCCAGUCACCUCACGGGAGUGCCACAUGCUGGUGCCGAACCUAGGGGCGGGAGUGAUUGAAAAGACAGGUUGGCUCAGCCGGGUGAUGCUGUGGGGCAGGACUGAGCCUGUAGCCCGUGCUCCCGGCCUUUCACAAGCCCAAAGAAUGGGCUCCAGGUGCUCCCCGCCCCUGAGGCUGGCCCUGACCUGGUAUUUAACCUCUAUUUUCCUUUGGUUCAUUUGAUCCCAUCCCUCCCUGUUGCCCCCCACUGGGCCCACCCUAGACGGUUCCUCUGGGAAGGAAGGCUGGGCUGGGGCUCGGGGAGCUGGGUUCACAGUGCGAGCCAGAGUGAGUCACUGGCUCUGCACCUCGGUUUCCCCUCCGUACCAUGGGGAUAGCAGCCCUGUCCUGGGGCAGGUGUGGAUUGGGAGCUCCUUGAUGUUACCCGUCCUGAGCUCACUGCUUCGGUGCCUCAGACAAGCUGCCUCGAGCCCUCCCAGA